AUGGAUAGCGGCAACAAUACAAUUGAAUCCACUCCUCUUCAACCUCAAAGUGCCCAAUCUGAACCACAAAUUAGCAGACAUGUUACAUCUCCUUCAAGUAAUGCAAUAGAAAAUAACAAUAUUACCUCUCAACAAGUAGCAACUGCGGGUAAAGAAACAUCUAUCAUCGCUAAGAAGUGGAGAAAAACUUCAGAAGUAUGGAAAGAUUUUGAAGAAGUUCAACUUGCAGAUGGAGUCAAGAAAGCAAUGUGCUUGUACUGUAGUGAAUACCCUACUGCUAAUUUUUAUCUUGCUGAGGUUCAUAGGGUGAAACGAGUGAUUGAUGAGGCAACAGAUUCUCCUGACUUGUUCAUGAAUGAGAUGGCAAUACCUAUGAAAGAAAAAUUUGACAAGUAUUGGGAUGAAUGCAAUUUGUUGAUGGUUAUUGCAAGUAUUUUGGACCCAAGAAUCAAAUUUGAUGCUAUUGAGAUAAGUUUCCCCCUAAUAUAUAAACUAGAAAGUGAGGCUACACAGAAUGUGGAAAAAGUAAAAAAGGCAUUAGAGGAGUUAUAUCUUGAGUAUAUGGAAUUGUGUAAGAAAGAGUCAUCUUCUACAUCUGGUGAAGUGAAUAUUGAUGGCAUUGCCUUGACAGAUACUACUGUACAACAAAAAGAUAAAGGAAUGCAACAAAUGUUGAACAUGAUUCAUCAAAGGCAUUCGGUUCCUCCUAUAAAAUCAAAAUUGGAAACUUAUCUUGCUGAUGAUCCUUACAUUCCUUCUUCUGAUUCUUCAUCAUUUUGUGCCUUAGAGUGGUGGAAGAACAAUAGAACAAAAUUUAAAGUUUUAUCCAGGAUGGCAACUGAUAUAUUAGCUGUCCCUAUCUCAACUGUAGCAUUGAAGUCCACAUUUAGUGCUGGGGGAAAAGUGAUUGAUGAAUAUCAUGCUAGACUGAAUGAAGAAUCCAUUAAAAUUCUUUUAUGUGGAGGGGACUGGCUUCGUCACAAAUAUGGGUUGAAAAGGAAAUGA
This is a messenger RNA of Neltuma alba, 1005 nucleotides long. RefSeq names its product zinc finger BED domain-containing protein RICESLEEPER 2-like. The record is from RefSeq and is a predicted model, not a curated record. The coding region runs from base 1 to 1005 and encodes 334 amino acids. Gene Ontology annotation, molecular function: DNA binding; protein dimerization activity. The transcript is spliced from 2 exons. NCBI's taxonomy places the organism in Eukaryota, Viridiplantae, Streptophyta, Magnoliopsida, Fabales, Fabaceae.